AAUCCAUUCCACUUCUCUUUAACAAUAUAAUGCCCAAGUGGCUUGUUCCUUUUCAGCGUACAACUCUCGGCUUAACCUCGGCCCAGCGGAAGGUCUAUUCUCAGCCGAAGUGGAGCAGAAGGCAGUGCACUCACCCUUUCAUUUCAUCAUCAUCCUGCGGCUCAGCCUCAGCCUCAGCCUCAGAUGUUUUAUAUCCUCCAAUCCUGUCUUUUCCCUGUUGGCCUCCAGCGUGGAACGAAUAAUAUCAAAUAGAUACAUCCCAACACUUCAUUCUCAUUGCCAAAACCUUUUGUUCUUGCCGCAUCCUUCGCAGCACAAUCCCGAAUCUGACGAUCAUGGACACACUUCCACCCGAACUCAUAUCCAGGAUUGUUCCAUACCUCAUCGAGGAAACGCGUUUGAAUCAUGAUGUUAUGGAACGUCUGCCCGUAACAUCGCUUGCUGUAUACGCAGUCAUUUCUCGCCGAUGGCAGCAUAUUGUCGAGACCAUCACAUUCCGCUACUUGCACUUGUCCCCGACCAGACUUGCCAUAGCCGAAGCGAAUAAUCACCUCACGCCAACCCGUCUCGGGUAUGUUCGACGCAUCUGGUUCUAUUUCGAGUUUCCUGCCCACGACCACGCAGUCUCAACUGAUCCAGACGAUGACAAUGACCAAUGUGUAUUCAACAAGACUACCAGACAACUAUUCGGUGUCCUUUUGCGGAUUCCAGUCAAAUUGAAUCCUUCGGUCGCCUUGCAUCUUAUCAUAUUAACCGACAACAAUCCUUCAGAUUCUGAUGACAUACAAGACACGGAAGAAUGGAAAAUUUUCACUGGAAAAGAUCGCACAACGUACCUUCAGUUGUCCCCAGAUUGGGAUAGCGAUAUUUCAGAACUACCCGCAAUUUCCUACCUUCGAACAGAAUUAUCCUCAAAAAGGGUCCUUUUCUCACCACAUUCGAUUAAUCUUAUAUCCAGCAAGAUGAAUCGAUUAGAAGCAGUCGAGUGGGAGCUCAGUGAUGCGGAGAAGAUUGACCCGGAUCUGAGAAUACGCCAAAGAACAUCAUUUGCGCAGACAUUGGAAAGAAUUCCAAAUUCGUUGAAGAGCUUCAAGCUCAAAUAUGUCCGAGAGCCCCCGAGGAAUCAAUACUUCCGACCUCCAAGCAUCAUCCCGCCCAACUCUCCAGGCGACAUCCUCAGCCAAGCACUCUUCGACUUCACCCAGAGGGACGGCCUCUGUGAUUUUGAACUUGAUGCUAGUGUCGACAGUACACUCUUCUGGCCGCAAACACAAGAUUUCAACGAAAAAUGGUGUUGGCCUACGCUGACAAACAUGUACGUCGAGUUGCACGAUGUGUUACCUUCAGGCCAGUGGAUUACUGUGGCUCUGGACCCAGGGCAAGAAGACUCUGAAUCACCUAACGGCUAUGAGUCAGACGAAUGGGAAAACGAAAUUCCAGGUGAGGAGACCGAGAGGUCGUUCUCGUCGGUAUGCGACCAGGGUCUGAUGAACCAAUUCGCCCUGGCUGCUGGAAAAAGUGUGAGCCAUAUGCGAAAUAUCAAGUGGCUUUUCAUCAGUCAGUAUGGUGGGUCAGGGAUGGGUAUCGAGUUUACGAGGUAUAAGGACAAGGAGAGCACCCUGGAGCUGAACCGAAUUGAUGAUGUGGGCAACCCGAUGGAGCCAGGGUUCAACGACGAAGCUCUGAAUGCUUGGAGCGAGGCAAUGAAGGCACAAAAUUUGGAGUGGAAAAUUGAGAAGAACGAGUAGCACGAUUUAGUUACACCAGUAAUCAGACAAUAGCAAUAGGUUGAUUGAUUGAGCUGAC
Ilyonectria robusta is the source of this 1806-nucleotide messenger RNA. RefSeq lists its product as uncharacterized. Lineage: Eukaryota; Fungi; Ascomycota; Sordariomycetes; Hypocreales; Nectriaceae. Bases 336 to 1748 code for a protein of 470 amino acids. The transcript has 2 exons. The record is from RefSeq and is a predicted model, not a curated record.